Molecule: messenger RNA, 1557 nt
Organism: Cyanidioschyzon merolae strain 10D
Lineage: Eukaryota; Rhodophyta; Bangiophyceae; Cyanidiales; Cyanidiaceae
Product: similar to actin-related protein Arp4
Exons: 1
Coding region: 1-1557 (518 amino acids)
Biological process (GO): regulation of transcription by RNA polymerase II
Cellular component (GO): SWI/SNF complex; NuA4 histone acetyltransferase complex
Molecular function (GO): chromatin binding
Source: RefSeq, a predicted model, not a curated record
AUGUUUGCGUCUCCGCAAACAGUCCCAGCGAUCGUACUUGACGUGGGAAGCCGCACGACCAAGGCGGGGUUUGCCGGAGCGGACCUGCCGCAGAGCCUGUUUCCGUCCAUCGUGGGGUCCUACAUCAGUGAAGGGGGGUCACUGGAGGGCACACCCGCAAAACCGCUAGCCAAUACGGUCUUUGCUGGCUACGAGAACCUGCUGGGAACUGCAGAGCGUGUUAGGUUCCUGGAACUGCGCACUGCGUUCGACGACGACGGUAUCAUUCAAGACUGGGCAGCUUAUGAGGGACUCUUGGACUAUACUUUUCACCAGUUAAGAGCUUCACCAGAGGAAUACGCCCUUCUUCUUGUUGAAGCAUCCCAUAACCCGAAACGCCCGCGAGAAGAACUCUGUCAAGUACUGUUUGAAAAGUACGGUGUACCUGCCGUGUACUUUGGGCGAAGUGCCGCCCUCGCCUGUGUCGCUGCUGGACGACACACCGGCGUUGUUCUCGACUGUGGUGCGAGUGGUGUAACCGCAACGCCAGUUGUUGAGGGAAAUGUCAUGAAACAGGCUAUCUUGCGGAGCCGAGUCGCGGGUGGCAAUGCCCUCACGCGGGCUGCUGCUGAGCUUCUCGGCGGUUUCGAUGCAGUUCGGCCUGCGUACGCUUUCCGCCGGCGGGCUCUCGGCCGUGGCACCAACAAACGUGACGCAGCUGAUCCAGAGGCAGCCACCGAGGAACUUGCGGCUGCAGCGAGCACUGACGGGAGCAGCAGCUCCGAAGAAGCCGACGAUCGCGUUGACUUGAUCGGUGGAAGGACCCCGGAUACGGAAAGCGCUGCGUCUGUUGCCGAGGGACGCAUGGAAUUCCGAAUAGAGCCGCUUGACGUGCAUGGCGUUACUCGUAGCUACGAUGAAUAUGCCCGCAUCGAAGUUGUCGAAGACUUUAAGCACCACGUAUGCUGUGUGAAUCGUGAGCCGAGUUCAGUCGAAGACGUUGCCGAGGACGGUACCGCUUCGAAUGCCGUUUCUUGGGAAACGAGGAAAGCAGACGACGAGGGUUUGGCGGGCCAGCCUGCCGAUCCUGACAUACCGCCCAUCAGGUAUGAACUUCCCGACGGAACGUUGGUAUCCAUUGGAGCUGAGCGUUACCGCCCUGCCGAGAUACUUUUCAAAACGCUGCCCCAUGCGCGAACCAUCAAAGAGGAUCGUCCAUUCCUUGCCUACAUCCGCGAGCGGGAGCGGGGACCUUCCUCCAGCAAAGGGCUCGCUGGGAUGGUCGCGGACACCAUUCAGCGGUGUGAGGGCGCCCAGCACCGCGAAAUGUAUGCUGGGGUUAUUUUGACCGGGGGAUCCUCGGUGUUACCCGGCCUCUCGGAUAGGUUACAGACGGAACUCUACUUUUAUCAUAGUCGAUCCAAGAUGCACGCAGCCGCGAACCCCAUGGAACGCAAGUAUAUGGCGUGGACCGGUGGAUCGAUUCUUGCGACGUUUAUGGAUUUCCAACAGAAUUGGUUUUCCCGUGCGGAAUACCUCGAGAGCGGCGUCUCGCUCGUGCAGAAGCGAUGUCCCUGA